Ornithodoros turicata is the source of this 1455-nucleotide messenger RNA. RefSeq names its product ubiquitin-fold modifier 1 (gene Ufm1). The record is from RefSeq and is a predicted model, not a curated record. Gene Ontology annotation, biological process: protein K69-linked ufmylation. Lineage: Eukaryota; Metazoa; Arthropoda; Arachnida; Ixodida; Argasidae. The transcript is spliced from 5 exons. The coding region runs from base 74 to 352 and encodes 92 amino acids. Gene Ontology annotation, cellular component: nucleus; cytoplasm.
UAGUUUCCUGUUCCUUCCCCUCUUUCAUUUUUCUGUCGUCUGUUGAUGUUGGCAUCGGAACUCGCUUGUCAAAAUGUCUAAAGUAACGUUCAAAAUCACGUUGACAUCUGACCCGAAGCUGCCGUUCAAGGUGUUGAGCGUCCCUGAACAAACGCCGUUCACAGCGGUGUUGAAAUUCGCUGCUGAGGAGUUCAAAGUUCCACCUGCAACAAGUGCCAUCAUCACGGAUGACGGUAUCGGAAUAAACCCUGCCCAAAACGCAGGUGACGUCUUCCUCAAACACGGUUCAGAGUUGCGACUCAUCCCUCGAGACCGGGUUGGAUUCUGCCAACCACUUUGUGCAAUGUAUUAAAUUUGAAUUUAAAAAAUUAUUAACUGGUAAAACAUAAAUCUCUGUGCAAAAACAGAUGGAAUUGAGCAUCUUUCCACUUGUAUCGGAGGAUUAUGAAAUAAAUUAGGAGGGAGAUAAAGAAUAACACAGUCCACAAAAGAGGGCGUUUCACGAAUGUCGUCUUCCCUUCAGACGUCUUCGUCCUGUCGGAUGACAAAUGUGCUGCUUAUUUUUGUACAAACCGCUACUAAUGCAAAUUAAACUGCAUUGCAUUUGAAGGCCCAGCUUACCCAUUCCUUGGGGUCUACUCCCUCAAACGUGUCUUGUGGUAGUGCUGCGUCUUGGUUCGCAAUCCGAGACUUCAUGGAAUUUAUUAUCUGUGGGGCAUAAAAGAAUGUAUCCUUGAGGCUGUACAGAUAAUGGAGGACAGACAGGAAUACUAUACAGUGCACUGUGCUGGUGUACUGCACUGUACCACAAGAAAAUGAUUAUACAAAUUAGGUGCACUAAAUACAGGGUGUCUUUUUCUUCAAUACAGAUUUUUCAUUAAAAAAACUAAGGGCUAUAGACAUCCUCUUUUCAAUUCUAUCAUCUCUGUGCCGGCCCAGAGAUGAUAGAAUUGAAAAGAGGAUGUCUAUAGCCCUUAUAGUUUUUUAAUGAAAAAUCUGUAUUGAAGAAAAAAAGACACCCUGUAUACACUUACACAACACAUAUAGAAAGCAUCACUGACAAAUUUGCAAGGUUUACAAAAGUCUACACAAGUAGCACUAAGAAAGUGCCAACUGGGACGACAAUAACGCUGCAGUCAUUUGAAACUGCACUAACUGAUAGCUAAGGCCCCUGGUUUUCUGCUGCGGCAAAUUCAAAAUUCUGUGGCACCGACUUGUAAAUUCCGCGAUAUUCCAUGGCAAGGAGCGAACGGCAUUGUUUCAGCUUCAAACAGAUUCAAAGCACUUUUGUUGCUCAGCAUUCCAUACAUGGUAUCUUGUAUUCUCCUCUGACAAAAAAUGCCAUCUGUCACCUCCAAUCAUUUUGUACCUGCUGAAAGAUCUUUCAGCAACUACAUAGUUUAUAGGAAGGAGUUUACAAUACAUGCUGUUUGCAUUAAAAGUUUGGAAUUUCUA